AUGAGUCGAUCGGUUGAAAUGAUUGUUAUCGAGUCGGAUGACGAGGACGACUCAAAGCCCAGUCAGAAGAUCCAAGCGGCUAGGGAAAAAAUUCAAGCAGCGGCAACGAGUCGGUCGGAACGACGGGAGAGGCCUCGUUCAUCUCGUUUCUCGGUGCCGCACGAUUUGAUUCGCGACGGAAUCGUGUACGUCCAGGAGAAUUACUACUUUUUCUUUCGCCAUUUCCUCGAUCAAGUGAACUACCAUGGGCGAAAACGAAAGGGAGAUUUGCUGAAGCUAAAGGAGUUGAUUGAGGAUGCGACACCCGCCGAAAAGAGUCGAAUCAUGUUGCCGAGGGAGCUCGAGCAUGCCCGAAGUCGUCUACUCUACUGUGAGCUCGUCAUUGAAGGCCUGCCGAGCGGUGUUUUCUUCGGAAGCGGUUUCGGUGCAAAAAGUCACGAGGCUCGCGCGUCUGCUGCAAAAGAUUUGUCGGACAAGUGCCUAAAAUUGGGGAUUUUCACGAGGGAACUCUGCGAGACCGCUAGUCUCAUGGAUGGAAAAGCAAAAAUCCGUAUUCCGCACAUGCGUCCAGCAGGUGAAGCGAUCAUAAACAUUUGCGAUUUCAUGGGAAGAGAGCUCUGGCCAUCAGAUGUGAUGACGGCACGCGAACUGGAACCAAUUGUGAUCGAAAGAUUGAAGAAACUCUUCGACAAGGCGAUUCGGCGAGCUUACGAAAAAAUCCCAGAGCAUCCGAUGAAUCAACGAGACGUCCCUCCAUCCGUCGGUCACAUUCGCGACUAUCCAUCAAGUAGCCAACAAAUGGGCAUCUCCUCAUCACAACGCUGCAUUCACUGUCAAGAGUAUGGACACAGUUUGGAGCGCUGCACCCUGCUCAUUCAACAAAUGGAGAUGAAAAAGCGACAAGCGGCCAUCAAAAGUCCCGCGAAACCAGCGGUUCCUCGUUUCGUCGGAGGAACCAAGCCUGUCAAUUUGCCCUACAAUGGUUCGUUGACCCAGGAUUUGCGAGCCUCUCAGAUUUUGAAUCGCCAGCCAGUGUCGGUGGAUUUUUAUGGAUUGCCGAUGAUGCAACAACAGUCACCGUUCAUUCCACCGGUGAUUGUGCCUCAAAGUGCAUCUCAAAUUGUGCCGACGACCCACGUCUUCACCGAGCUGGAGAUUCGACGCAGAGUUGAGGCGGAGUUGAAAGAAAAGGAGCGAAUUUUAGAGGAGCAAAUUCGGGAGAAAAUUCUGAGAGAGGAAAAGGACAAUUUGGAGAGAAGAUUGCGUGAGGAGAAAGAAUUGGUCGAGAGGAACAAAAUGAUGACAAGCUCGACGUUUGGUGCAACAAUAACGAACCCAAGUCAAUUUGGAGCAGCCACCUAUGCUGAGAAGAACAUGCUGCCAAGUACCACGUUCGGAGCAACGACAGCCUAUUCUGCAGCCUCAAAUCCGGCGAAACCACCGCAGAACUAUAAUCCGCAUGCGGCCAUUCCGAUUCUAAACGCGUACGCGAAUUUUGGCGCGCCGAAACAAGAGGAGAAAGUGAUGUGGACAAGUCGAAAAGGCGUGAAUGGGUACGGAUUGGGCACUGCUUUCGGUCUAGUACGAGAAGGCAAUCAAUUUGUGAAACAGGGUUUGAUGUGGCUUAGCCCGGGCGAUCCGAUCCACAAGAUUCAACGCAUUGCCACCGAUUGCGAGGAAACACUCGAGAUUUUGGAGAGAAGGGUUGAGACUGUUUCCGAUGCUGAGAUGCUAGAGUCACUGAUGCAGGCGGUGAGCGAAUUGGGCGAACAGGCGCGUGUGAUGACCGAGCAGCAACAGGUGGGGAUGCUCACCCAGCUGCAGCAACUGCUCAAUCAAGCGCUGGAGGAGAAACGAAAGAAAGUGGAAUCAGGGAGUGCCUCGACGUCAUCUCGAUCACAGAGGGAUCGCUCAACGGAAAGAGAUUGGCGAGGAAGUAGACGAUACGAGAGAAGAAAUGGCGAUGAAAGGAGGAUGAGGUCGAGAAGUCGAUCGCCACAAUUUGGACAUCGACAAGGAGUUUUCGAUGAUCCGGUGCAGCGGGUAUCGGUUAUGAUUGACGGGAAAGAGGUUGUGCUUUUACCAGUGUCGAGCAAAGAACACGUGAAGGCAGACGAGAAAUUCUUGGCGCAGGACUUCAAAAGCGGAAAAUGGGAAUCGUGUCGAUUGCUCAAGGUUCUGUCACCGAUUCAUGAUGAGGCGGCGCCCCGUUUGCUUCUUCGUCUUCCGAAUGGAAUCCGUUGGAAGCGUCAAUUCUCGGAAAUCUUCCGUGAACAACGAUAU
Messenger RNA from Mesorhabditis belari, 2283 nucleotides. The record is from the annotation of a GenBank genome assembly. NCBI's taxonomy places the organism in Eukaryota, Metazoa, Nematoda, Chromadorea, Rhabditida, Rhabditidae.